AUGACAUACGAUAACCCUUCUACUAAACAAUUCAUCCUACGCACUCACCGACCUGGUGACAUGGGCUACAUCACACACCGCCACGCCGUCAUCUACGAAAACCAAUACAACUUCGACUUCCGAUUCGAGUCUUUGAUAUCAAGAAUCACAGCAGAUUUUCUCGACAACUAUAACCCAGACCUCGAGCGCUGCUGGAUCGCCGAGAACAAUGGCCAAUUCCUCGGCUGUAUCAUGCUAGUCAGCGAUAAAAAACCAAAGACAGCAAAACUUCGACUUCUCAUGGUCGAAGAAACCGCACGAGGUCUCGGCGUCGGAACAGCUUUAAUUCAAGCUUGCAUCGACUUUGCAAACAACGCUGGGUAUGAGCAUAUCGACCUCUGGACGCAGAGCGUGCUGGAGGGUGCUCGUCGCCUAUACGCAAAGGCUGGGUUCACAAUGAUUGAGACCCAACCUCAUAGUGACUGGGGAGUUGAUUUGGUCGGAGAGUUCUGGAGUUUGACGUUGCAAAGAAAGGAGAUAGUCUAA
Molecule: messenger RNA, 525 nt
Organism: Fusarium pseudograminearum CS3096
Lineage: Eukaryota; Fungi; Ascomycota; Sordariomycetes; Hypocreales; Nectriaceae
Exons: 1
Coding region: 1-525 (174 amino acids)
Molecular function (GO): N-acetyltransferase activity
Source: RefSeq, a predicted model, not a curated record